UUCAGGCAGCAAGGAGAAUUGCAGCUGUGUAGAGCUGAAUUGCCACAGUGUGGAGCUGAGCUGGUGCUGAUGAUUUUGCUAUGUGAUGCUGUAGAAGAAUCGCUCUUAAAUACAGGGCAAUGAAAUGGGCAUAGAGGUUCUGCAGCUGCAAUCCUCAGGCUGGAUCUUUGAAUGGGCUAAGACCAUUCUCCUGUGAAUAGAAUUGCAACUUCCAACAAACAAGUGAUAGGGAGAACGGCUGCAGAGGCUACAGCUUUAAUGAACAUGGAUAAUCAGGAUAAAGCAAGCAUUGAGCAAGGCACAGAAAACAACUGACUAUGUUUUGGAAUUAGAUUUUCCCGGCUAUAGGAGUGUAAGAUUUCACCUGAAUUCAAGGAUUGGUCAAAUUUAUCACCUAGUGCAUUUGUCUGGUGACAUAUGUGGUGACAUAUGGAUUAAGAAUAAAACUUCACACAACAUAAGGUGAUACUCACAUGAGUGAAGAUAAGCUGAGGAUUUAUUUAGAAUUGGACUUGCCAAACAACAUAAUUUAAUGUCUAUGUAAAGAUGUCACCAGUUUUCCUUGCCACUUAAUGUCAACAAAAAUCAGAAUCUGGACUCAUUUUUGGAUGGAAUUUGACAGAAUUUACAAAAAGUGAACUCUGCUUCAUGAUAAAGUGGCAAAGACUGGAAUUUGUUUGUUGCAAGAUGGUAGUCAAGAACCUUUCAAAGUUCGACUCCACUUAGCCAAAGAUAUAUUAAUGAUUCAGGAGCAAGAUAUAAUCUGUAUAUCUGGUGAGCCUUUCUAUUCUGGUGAAAGAAAAGUAGCAAUCAGACGACAAACCGUUGGAGGAUUUGGGCUUAGCAUAAAGGGAGGAUCUGAACAUAAUAUUCCAGUUGUUAUAUCCAAGAUAUCCAAAGAGCAAAGAGCUGAACUAUCUGGCCUUCUCUUCAUAGGGGAUGCCAUUUUGCAGAUAAACGGGAUAAACGUGAGAAAGUGCAAACAUGAAGAAGUGGUGCAGGUUUUACGAAAUGCUGGAGAAGAGGUGACACUGACUGUCUCAUUUCUAAAAAGAGCACCAGCUUUCCUUAAAUUACCAUUAAAUGAAGAUUGUGCUUGUGUACCCAGUGACCAAAGCAGUGGCACGUCAUCUCCCCUUUGUGACAGUGGUUUGCAUUUGAAUUAUCAUCCCAACAACACGGACACUUUAUCAUGUUCUUCAUGGCCAGCAUCAACUGGGAUGAGGUGGGAGAAAAGAUGGUGUGAUCUCAGAUUGAUCCCACUCCUUCAUUCAAGAUUGUCCCAACAUAUUGCUGGCACAGAUUUAUGCAGACAAAAUUCUUUUCAAGUUACUGCGGUAGACGGUGUUUGCAGUGGUAUAAUUCAGUGUUUAUCAGCUGAUGAGUGCAUUGACUGGUUGCAAUCUAUAUCAACUAAUGUUUCAAAUCUUACAAAGCACAAUAUUAAAAAAAUUAACAGGAAUUUUCCAGUAAAUCAACAGAUAGUGUACAUGGGUUGGGCAGAGGAACGUGAACAAGACACUCUUCAAGAUCAUAUUUAUUCACCAAAGUUUCUGGCACUUAGAGGCUCAUCACUUUACAAAUUCAAUUCUCCACCAGUUACUACGUGGGACUGGAUGCGAGCAGAGAAAAAAUUUACUGUGUAUGAAAUCAUGUGUAAGAUAUUUAAGGACAGUGAUCUUCUGGAUCGUCGGAAACACUGCUUUGGUGUCCAAUCAGAAAAUGGAGAAGAUCUAUACUUUUCUGUGGAACUGGAGAGUGAACUAGCUCAGUGGGAAAAAGCAUUUCAAAUGGCAACAUUCUUAGAAGUUGAACGUAUUCAGUGUAAGACAUAUGCCUGUGUUAUUGAAAGUCAUUUAAUGGGUCUUACCAUUGAUUUUGGCAUGGGAUUUAUUUGUUUCGAUGCUGCAACUAAGGCUAUUCUAUGGAGGUAUAAGUUUUCUCAGCUCAAAGGCUCUUCAGAUGACGGCAAAAGUAAAAUCAAAUUUUUGUUCCAGAACCAAGAUACAAAACAAAUUGAAGCAAAGGAAUUGGAGUUCUCCAAUCUUUUUGCAGUACUUCAUUGUAUUCACUCAUUCUUUGCUGCUAAAGUUGCAUGCUUGGACCCUCUUUUUGUUGACAGUCAGGGUGCAGCCUUUUCUGCAGUAACAACUACUUCUUGUGCCGCAGCGGGUGGCUCUAAAGUGAAGUAUACCACUUGACAUGACUUCGAAACAAGUAUACAUAAACACUGAAUAAAUAUUUAUUAAGAAAGACAGUACGGAAUUGCAUAAUGGUAUCUACAGUUGAUGAACAUUUGUGAUCUUUUUAAGCAGGAAAGCAGUUUUAUGGGUUCCUAUGUAUGAUCACACACUGUAUAAUUCAAAAUGCAUCUAAUUUCAUCACAAUAAUGGUGAACCCAGAAGAACAAGGACAAACUUUUAUGAUGAUCUCUAUUUUAUUUUUAGUGCUCAGAAAUAAAAUUAAAUAAAUAUAUGAAGUCAAAACUCCACACAGCAAGAAGAACUUUGCACUUAUUUUCUAACACAACCAAGUGCCCAAGUACCGAUGGAUUGGAAUCUCUUUUUUGGAUGCAAUGCAUAUUGAUAAAUUUAAAAUAAAAUAAAAAUGUAUAUGAUAGACUUAUUAACUAGUAACACAAUGCAGUAUGAAAAAUAAGCUAUAUAGUAUUGUUUUGUAUUAUCCUUUCAGUUUUAAUUAUUUUUUUCUAAGCACGGUAUGGUAUUAACCCCUUAAGGAUGGUGGGCAUGCUAUGUCGUCCUUGGAGACAAGGCUCUAAACACCAUCGGGCGGCAUAGCACGUCCCUGCUGUCCUGGCCACUUACCUGCUCGCCUGCAAUCCCCUGCCCGCGAUCACAGUGGGGGGACUUAGAUGGCAUCCCAGGAUGGCAUCGUUGCGAGGACCUCACGAUCACAUGGACUGAAUAGCCGUCCAUACCAGUGCCAGCAGG
Molecule: messenger RNA, 2951 nt
Organism: Pelobates fuscus (common spadefoot toad)
Lineage: Eukaryota; Metazoa; Chordata; Amphibia; Anura; Pelobatidae
Gene: SNTG1
Product: syntrophin gamma 1
Exons: 20
Coding region: 741-2201 (486 amino acids)
Cellular component (GO): intracellular anatomical structure; dystrophin-associated glycoprotein complex
Molecular function (GO): protein binding; structural molecule activity
Source: RefSeq, a predicted model, not a curated record